This is a messenger RNA of Anopheles nili, 13713 nucleotides long. RefSeq names its product dynein axonemal heavy chain 2-like. The record is from RefSeq and is a predicted model, not a curated record. Gene Ontology annotation, biological process: microtubule-based movement. Gene Ontology annotation, cellular component: dynein complex. Gene Ontology annotation, molecular function: ATP binding; dynein light intermediate chain binding; minus-end-directed microtubule motor activity. The coding region runs from base 1 to 13713 and encodes 4570 amino acids. The transcript has 23 exons. Lineage: Eukaryota; Metazoa; Arthropoda; Insecta; Diptera; Culicidae.
AUGGCAAGCGAACACCCCGAAGGAGAUAUGAGUGAAAUAUCUAGCCUUACGGAUUCCAGCGACGAAGGUAAAAAGGUAGUCGAAGAGGUCGUUGAAGCGGUAGAAGAGAUUGAUAAGCCUGCUUACUCGGAUGAGGAUCUCGAGACGUUGGUUGGGUUCAUUCGUGGCAUGAUCAUUCUGUUCGACUAUGAAGAUGAAGAUUUCAACGAAGAAGUGGCCGAAACGAUCAAGCUGUGGCUGACGGACGCCAACAAUCCAAUGCUGUUUAUUUUCUACGAUGGCAACAGGCUUUCGGCGUCGUUGGCAUUCCCAUUGUGCCCCAUCAACGAUCUGAUGUACUUCAUGCGCGAACAGGACCAGCUGUACAACGUGAUCGAGCAGUUUCACGAUGACAUCCUGUUUGGAACGUUGCAUGGCGACAUCGAAGGAUCCCUGCUCGUACAGCUGGAGCAAGUGUAUGGGCCGAUGAUACUGUCGAAUUUGGAUUGGUCGGAAAAUGUAAAAGCGAACGUCAUCAAUGGUUUCAAUGCAUUCAUGACCUACCUAACCGAGCUGCACUACAAGCUGUCUGGUUUAACGUUGCUGUACAUUCCCCGCGAAGGAAGCGAUAUGGAGGUGCAGGAAGUGGUGCUCAAUCGGUCGAUGAUCAAGCGUCUAGAAGCAGUAGUCAUUGACUGGACGGGGCAGAUCCGUGCGACCCUUAGCGAUACUCAACAUUUUGUUCCGGACGACCUGGUAUGCCCUGCGGAUGAGUACAGCUUUUGGCUUUAUCGACAUGAGGUGCUUUCGGCAAUUCGAUUGCAGUACAAAGGUCCCAACGUGCAACAUAUCGUGUGCAUACUCGAAUUGGCACAAUCGCUCUAUAUCAAGCACCUAAAAGACGUUUUGGAGGAUCUAGAUAAAGAGAUUGAAAUCGCAGAGUCGAAUAUUCCCUUCUUGAAGCUGCUGGUUGAUCCGUGCUUCGCCAUUGGGACGCUAGAAACGGCCGAUGACUUUUGUUCGCAACUCAUUUAUGUUAUGCACAUCAUACGCUUCAUCGGGCAGGACUCACAGUAUCUUAACAAGGACGAGAGCAUUACAAAGAUGUUCCUGUAUCUUAGCAACGAGAUCGUGGCCUGUUGUAUGCGAGGCAUCGAUGUAGAUCGUAUUUUAGCUGGUGCGCCACGCUAUGGGAUUGAGGUGUGCCAGAUGAAAAUCAAUUGCUGUGAAUCAUAUAAAAUUAUUUAUGAAGAGAUGUUGGCGUACUUUAAAGAUGAAUUCAAAUGGAACUUGGAUUAUGCGGCGAUCUUCAACCGAAUCAAUGCGUUUCUGCAGCGAUUGAAUGAUAUACUAGAAAUCUGCGAUGCAAUGCUGGUUUUCGGUCGGUACGCAGAAAGUACAGCUUACACAAAUUAUCGAUUCUUCUGUAACAACGCGGAAGAGUUCGAGCGCCGAUGCGAGCAAGUGGAGAAGAUUUUCCACAAUUCCCUAGAGACGAUUGAAUCAGUCGGUAGCACGAUCCUAGACAUAAACAAUAAGGAGUGGUAUCAGUACAUCGGUGAAUUUCGGGAAAUGCUCAAAAGCCUGGACGACAUCAUCGAGAAUCUUCUAUCGAACGUUUUUCUAAUGUCAGAAAAUUUGGAAGAAAAAUUGAACGUACUCGUAACGUUGCUGAACUUCUACAACCGAGAAAACAUACGAGAGAGCUUUAUGCGAAAAAUAGGAGAGGUGUGGAAUAUGCUGCGCGACGAGAUUACACAGCUGUCGAAGGAUGUGUCCGCGGGUAUCACUGAGUAUCCAGCCUUGUUGCCACCUCAUGCAGGACGUUACGCUGUGCUGAAGAUGCGAUUCGAUCACCUGACGCACCUACGCACGCUUGUCGUGAACUGUAGGUUUUUCCCGGAGUAUCCACAACAGGAGGAGGUGUUGGCGUUGUACGAAGCCUGUGAGAAACAGGUGAAAACGGCAUUGAAAGGUUUUCACGAGUCUUGGUGCAAAUCGAUUACAACCGACAUGGCAUCCUGGUAUCAGCGGAAUUUAAUCUCUCGUAGCCAUCUCCGACCCGGGUUGUUCGAAGUGAACAUUGAGCGGCGGUUACUAGAUCUAUUCGAUGAGGCAUUCUACUUCAAGUCACUCGGUGUCGCCGUGCCCAUGAGCUUGGACCUAGAGAAACACGAAAACACACGGUUGACGUUCGACAACGUGCUUCGACUGGUGCUGUAUUUUAACGGAGUCAUUUCUUCGAUUUCCGACAAAGAAAGGUUGUUUUUCAAACCAAUGAUUCAACAAACGGAGCGAAAAUUAGAGCCUCUGCGAAGUAAGCUGACCUGGGAGGAGGACUUGAGCGAGUUUAUCGAGGGCUACGUAGUGAAUGUGCGUGAACUGUUGGACCUGAUAGAGCUGUACAAACGGGAAAACCUUAAGAUAUCCGCUCUGGUGGAGCGUAUUUAUGGACUGAUAUUCGUACGAUUGGAGCAACCACAUCCAAUCAACAUGUCACAGUUGAUGAACAGUGUGACCCAGCAAAAGAAGAGUAUCUUUUCGGAGCUACUCCAAUUGUUAACCGAAAUUAGCCAAAACAUUUUUAACGUGUAUGACAGCCUUGGCUCGAACAUCCGGAAGAUGAGUACGAUUUGGGAGCAGUAUUUGCAUAAAAUCGACAGGCUUCUCAAGGCAGCCAUAUUCACCUGCACGCUCAACACACUUCGUGGUGUUCAAGGCGUAAUUGAGAACGCGCAUUCCAGUCCAAUUAUGAUGAUAGAGAUUCUGCUGAAAAAAGAUGGUGCCGUUUAUGAACCUUCAGCGGACGUGGUGGAGGAAACGUUGCGCCAGUUGGUCCGGGAAGUUUGCCUCACGAUCCGAUCCGUACCAAGCAUGGCUCGCCGGUACCAGCUGGAGGGUGGUGAACGCAGCUUUUAUCUCCAGUUGCUUGAGCAUUCUGAUUAUGUGAACAUCUCCAACGAUAUUGAUGGCAUGAUAAAUGACACGGUAGCGCAGCUGCGUACUUAUCAAGAAAAAUGGAACGUUUUUCGACCAUUUUGGUGCGUCGAUAAAGCGGCGUUCAUUGAGCGGUUUAAACUGACGGCCAUGACUUCGGAAGCAUUUCAGAAAAACAUUGAGAAAUUUGAAGAGCUACAAAAUCAACUAUCUACUCAGGGUGAUUUCGCAGUAUGCCGAUGCGUGGAAAUAGACGCGCUGAAACUAAAAUACGCCAUCACUACUCACAUUGUGGAGUGGCAGACCAAUUAUAUUGAGUAUCUGAAGUGCAUUGCUUAUGGCAAAAUUAUCGAUUUUAACAAUAUUUUGAAGAAAAAUGUAGCAGAGCUGCUUCUCGAACCGACGGAGGUGUACGAGCUAAAACGGCUAGAGGAGCGUUACCAGACAUGCUUCAAGGAAUUGCCAGAAAAGGAGCUGGAGAUCGCUGUAAUUUUGAAGUAUUUUAAGGUGUUAGAAAAGUAUGUCGCCGAUUUGCUACCGGAAGCGUACGAGCUGCGGCGAAACAUCGACCAGAUAUGGGCUCAGUAUCAGAUAGAUUUGAAAGCGAUAAAGGAGCGAAUUGAGAACUAUCAGGAUCAGUUCAAGCUGUCGAUGACCGGUGCCGCUGAUGCGCUGAAGGUAGACGCCCUGCAAAUGCUAAAGAUGUUGCAUGAAGAGAUGCCUUUGUCGGACGAUAUGAAUCCAAAUGAAGCAUUCGAAACAAUUGACCGUUUGAUGGUACAAUUGGAACAGCUAGAACGGCGCGAGCGUGAGAUUCAGGAACGAAUGCAGUUACUAGGUGUCCCUUAUGCGCCAUUGGCCGCGCUUCGGGAAAUUCGAUCGAAGCUUGAAAACUUGCGCCAUGUGUGGGUGCUCGUGCAGGAGUGGCGAAUCGCGCGGGAUCGCAUAAUGCCCGAAAUCUAUCGAACAUCAGAUGAAAUCGAGUUGCACAUGCUAUCGGAACACUUCCAGCAAGCGUAUGAUGGGCUAGCGGAAGGGCCUAUCGGAAAUGAAGCUUUCGAUGUGUUUGUGAGCGUUGGAGAAGAAAUUUCCCACUUCCGAGUGACAGUCACGAUCGUUUGCGCGAUGAGAAACUCCUUCAUGCAGGAUCGCCAUUGGGGCAAGGUGAAAGAAAUAGCACAAUGCGAGGAAGUGCCCGGAGAAGAGUGCAGUGUUCUCGAUCUUAGCUUGAUGGGUCUGUACCGGUUCGAGGAAGACCUGCUCGACCUGUGCUAUGCAGCUCGCAAAGAACAUGAGGUUGAGCUAGACCUAGUGGUGGUAGCUGCUAGUGUUCGGUCGGUUGAAUUUAGCACUCUUCGUCAACCUGAAGAGGGUGGAUUUGUGAAGCUGCAUCGUCCAAAGAGCCAUUUCGUUAUGCUGGCGGAUAACAUUGGUAUCAUAAAUCGUCUUCGCCACUCGAUCCAUCGUCACCCGUUCCAAGCACUGAUCGAUUAUUGGGAGCUCACGCUAGGAUUACUGCACGAGAUUCUGGAAUUGCUGGUCCUCACGGAAUCGGAGUGUCGAACGUUGCACGAGCUGUACCGUAUCAGCAGUGGAGUUAAUGGUGGUAGCGGUGCUAGUCGCAAUACUGAAAUGGCCGACUUCAAUGGCGGUUUUCGCGAAUGUUUCGCGCAAUGGUGUGAGAUGAUGCGUUACAUCUCAACGGCUCGACUCGUCGAGGAUGUCUGCCCUGUGGGGCAGGAAUUCAUCGGUGAGCUUGAGACCAUUCGCCAUCGCAUCAAUCAGCAGGCCGAGGCGUUGUGCAUGGUUUUGUACGCACAACGAGUGGCAUCGCCGCGGUUCUACCUUCUUUCAGAUGCUCAGCUUGUCGGCUUGAUUGCUGCACCGCUAAACUACGUCCGACUGCAGCGUUCUCUGCCUGUCUUGUUCGAAAAUGUCAUCCGGUUGGGGAUUGUCGAGGCGGUUAAAUCUGGAGCGAGGACAAUUGGUGGGGUAUACACCCGCGACGGAGAACAUCUUCCGUUCGCAAGUGCUUUGCAAGAGCCAGGACCUGGACCGGGACUUGGCAGUGCCGCCGAAACAAUGAACCAGCUUGAACGAUGCUUACGUGAAACGAUGGAGGAUUUAUUGUCGCAAUGCCACACCGCCCUACGACGAGGAUAUUUCCGACGGGUGGAAUCGGGCUGGCUGCACAGCUGGCCGUUGCAGCUGUGCCUGAAGAGCGCUGAACUGCUGCAUACGCUGCAUACCAGGAAUGCCUUGGUGCAAUGCAGUCUGCUCGGUCACAAGAAACCGCUGAAGAUGUUGCGUUCGUUGCAUGCAAAGCUGCUGAACGAAUUAACGCACUCCGCGCGUUAUGAUGCAGCGAUCGGGACUGAUCGUUGGCAACGCAAGAAGCUAAAUGAUCUGAUGACCGUGGAGUUGAAUGCGCGAGAUUUGAUCGAUCGAUUAUGCCGCAGAUCGGAGCUGCACGGACUCGAGUCCUUCGAGUGGGUGUCACAGCUGCACUCAAGUUGGAAUCCCAGCACCCGGAAGUGCAUCAUGCAACUUCUCCAUGCACACUUUCAGUACGGUUAUGAAUGUAAGCGAUCCUUCGAACCGAUGCUGCUGACACCAGUGAGUGAAAGGGCGCGUUUGGCCAUGGUUUGCGCCAUGAAGGCGCGUCAGGUUCCAUUGCUUGUCGGCACAUCUGGAGCAAACUGCGGCCGUAGGACGAUAUUGUAUAGUUUGGCUUAUUCGCUUGGUGUAUUUUUGCUAACGUUUGAUUGCGAAGCAAGCACGAUGGCAAAGGAUGUUACACGUAUCGUCGAUGGUCUCAUGAUGCUGGGUGGUUGGCUGUUACUCAGCAGCUUUGAGCGUAUGUCCUCAGCAGCCAUUACCCAGAUCAGCGAUUGUGUGAGAGAAAGUCUCGUCAAACCGCGAAAGAUAGUGACGUCGACUAUCAAAGAAUCGAGCCACGUUUUCAACACACGGUUCCAGCUGUUUGCACACGUUGGCUCAAUCACCAAGUCUAUCGGAAAGGCUGCUCCAGCAGGAGCUUCUUUUGACAGGACUCUCUUUCGUCCGGUGACUUUCUCUUCCGCUGAUAGAGUUAAAAUACUCGAAUCAUGGUUGUGGUUGGCUGGAUUUGAUCACAGCAUGAGGAUUGCGCGGCUUAUUCAGUUGUUAAUGCAGCAAGUGAAAUUGAUUGACCAUGGGCUUGUCGAGCAAGGUCUGUUUUCGUUACGCCGUAUAGAACAAAUCAUCGAAAGCUGUCGGUCUUUGCUACUACAAAGCCACGAGGAUCCACCGCUAGAGAAUGAAACGACUUUGCGAAAUUGGGACUUUGAGAAACAAACGUUCUUGUUGGCUUUUUCUCCCUCGGAUCGUCAAAUCGAAAAAAUACUGCUUCUACACCAGACUCUUCUCUCUUCCAAACGUCCUGUACUGGUAACUGGUGAUCCUGGAAUGGGCAAAAGCGCUUGCAUUGAUGUGGCUCUUCGUGUCCUGAAGCCUUUCUACAAACCGCACCGGCUUGUGCCGAACGUGUUGCAUAAACAUGAUCAACCGAGGCUGUUCGAUCGUGAAUGGCUAGACGGCAUAAUCUCUGCAAUUCUGCAGCCCACGACUCCAGACGACCACGCUGGCAAAAAGUGCUUGAUAUUCGACAGUGUGCCAUGUGGCGAGUGGAUCGAUUGCGUCUCUCAUUUGACCAGCUCCGGAAGCUAUAUGAACAGCAACUUCACUUGUCUCACUGCACCGGAUGACCCUGACCAUGACGUGAAAGUGGUGGUUGAAUGCGUUGGCCCCUUGGACACCAUGGCACCCUCGCAAGUGUCGCAUUUCGCCCUGGUUUACGUUGCAAACGGAGAUUUAUGCUGGGAGCACGUGAUCGAAGCUUGGCUGCGGCUCAAACCACAAAACCUACUGCGUGAGAGAUUGAAGGAGCUGGCGGACAAGUACUUGGAUAAACUGCUGUCCUUUCGCCGGGACGUUGACCAACGGACUGUGGCCGUGAGCGAUCUGAGCGUGGUGCGAACGUUCUGCCAGCUUUGCGAUAGUCUGCUCGCACCAUUUAACGCUAGCAAAGUGUUCCGACCGGAAUCGGGUGAAGCAACGUUACAGCGAUGGAACGAGGCACUGCUGAAGGUUUGCUUCUUCUGUGCCGUCUGGGCGAUCGGAGGCUUGCUGGAUGACACAGAUAGCCAGGGAAAAUUCGAUCUGCUGCUGCGAGAGCAGCACCCUGAAGCAGGCUAUCCGCUUAAAGGCAACGUCUACAAGUACUACGUGGAUCUGCCCGAAGGUGUCUGGAGGUCGUGGGAUACCAAGUUACCGCAAAAUCCGAAGCCAGUAGAAAACGCUAAUGGUGUGAGCAUUUAUCGCAGUACGUUUAUCAGAAGCCCCCAAAUGGUCGCGUACGAAUUUCUCGUACAAGCGCUGAUGCGAACCGGGGCACCUGUGAUGCUGGGAAGUACGACAGCCGUUGGUAAGACGGCGCUGAUCGAGGCCAUUCUGUCGCAGUUGGAUUCCUCACGAUACUCAUCGAUGCGUGUCGUCUUGACCCAAAGGACCAUGCCAAUGCAACUACGCGCUCGGCUACGUUGUCAUGCGCUGAAAAUCAUGAAGGAUCGGCUAUAUCCCGAGAAUAGACGAAAGUUGAUUUGCUUUCUGGACGAUUUCCACACAGCCGAGUCGAAUCCCUACGCCAUGAACGAGUUUGUCCGCGGUUUCUGUCAGACUAGCGAAUGGUUUGAAGCGACCACCCCGAUUCGGAUCGAACAAUGUCAGACGGUUUUGGCGCUGCGACUGCACCAGUGUCAUUCACCCGCCUCCGCUGUCAUGCAGAGUCUGCUAAACAAAUGCAGCCUACUGAUCAUGACCCCUCUAAACGACGAACAACUUGGGCGAAUUUUCACCGACAUGAUUCUAUCCGCUUCGGUUGGAUUGAGCAAGCUCGAAUCACUGCUCGAGCAGUUAGGACCCGCAACGGUGGAUUUCGUCACGCGCCUGGCGAAAAUCCUACCACCCACGCCAGCUCGAUUGCGCUACCAAUUCUCGCUGCAGACGAUCGCCACCAUCGUAGGAUCGCUUUGCCACUGCCUACGGCAUGACCACGGGGAUCUCUCGGAAAAGGCAUCCCUGCUGCGUCUCUGGAUACACGAGUGCUACCGGGAAUCGUGGGAUCGGCUGGAACGAGCGGACUACAAAAAGUUCUACGAACGAUUCAACGAAACAGUGUCCACGUACUUUGAGGUGACGCUGCAUGGAUUGUGCCCAAACAACCAGAGCCCAAUCUUCACGAACGUGAUGGGAACCGGGAGUCAGAGCCCGUACGAAGAUGCCCGGGAUGCGAGUCAACUGAUAGCUCGAGCCGAGGCACUGUGGAAUGAGCCAUCGGAUGUUGCCUCACAGAACGUCAUCAUCCACCGAGAAGCCGUAGAACAUUCGAUGAAGGUGUUGCGUAAGGUUCGCCUGGGCCAUGCCGGGAUGAUCUUAAUGGGACACCCGGGUGCUGGUCGAACCGUGGUUUGUCAAGUCGCGGCACGACUUUCUCGGGGCGCUUCAAUCGGCUACCAUCGCAUGAAUGUUAGGACACGGGAUGCACCGGAAGCGAUUGUGCAGGAAUUUUCGAGACUUUUUCAAGUGUGCACGAGACAGCGCACGUUGGCGGUGCUUAAUCUGGAUGACAUCGUGGAUGUGGAACCGAACGAGCGGCUCAUGGAGUUGCUGAGCGGUGUAGUGUCCGGUGAGGAGUUGAGCGUGCUGUUCUGCGAGAAAACACCCGCGAGUGCUGGAGCAAGUCUGGUAGAAGGCACGGACAUCACGAGCACAAUGGACUGGCACAAAGUGCGGGCCAAUUUGCAUCUCGUCUUGUGCCUGCCUUUGGAGACGGCUGCUUUCAGGAUUGUGCUCCAGCGUAACCCCUCGAUGGCCCGCAACCUUACCGUGGACUGCAUGCACGAUUGGCCGGAAGGGACGCUGCUGGAGAUUUCCAAGAAGUACCUGCUCAAGAACGUCCCACUCAACGUGCCCAUCCAAGGAGCUGUGGAGAGUACGGGUGCCGGUGGCUCCGCUAGCAAGGCCCGGAGGAGAGAAAGCCUGGUCCAAAGCACUGAGGAACGGCUUCAGAUCGCGACGCAUGAUUUAUUGUUUCGCAUACAUUAUGCGGUCCAAACCGAGGCGACUUUGUCGAGACCCGCUAAGCGGAAUAUAAUUGCACCCUGUAGUUGGUAUUUCGAGUUGCUCGAUACGUUCGAAAGGGUGUUGCGCGAGAAGCGACUGACACUUCAGGGCCUGCAUCGAAAGUUCCGCGUAGGGAUUGAGCGCAUCGAGAAUGCCACAGUGAAGGUGGCCAAUCUUUCUGAAGAGCUGCAGCAUAGGCAGAGCGAAAUUGCCCUCUUCCAAGUGCAGCUGGACGAGUUCCUCGAGCAGAUAGCGCAGCAAACGCAGGAAGCCGACGAGCAAACCGAGGAGGUGUCGGUAAAACGCGUGAAGAUCGGUGCCGAGGAGGUAGUUUGCAAGCAGUUGGCCGAAAUCGCGGGUGCCGACCUGCAGAGGGCGAUGCCGGCGUUAAACGCAGCCGUUGCGGCACUCGAUUCGCUCAACAAGAAGGACAUGAACGAGAUCAAAUCGUACAGCCGGCCUCCAACGCGGGUCGAGCUUGUGAUGGAGGCGGUUAUGAUUCUGCUCGGGAAGGAACCAACGUGGGCUGAAUCGAAGCGACAACUGGGCGAGCAGAAGUUCCUCGACACGCUUAAAGGCUUCGAUCGGAACAACAUUACAGAACGGACGCUCAAGACCAUUGGAGGAUACGUUCGGAAUCCGGACCUGGAACCCGACAAAGUUGGAACCGUCUCAAAGGCGGCCAAAUCGUUGAUGCUAUGGGUGCGAGCGAUAGAGAACUACGGCAAAGUUUACAAAUACGUUGGUCCAAAAAUUCGCAAAAUGGAAGAUGCAAAUGCGUCCUUACUGGAGAAACAAAACGAACUUGCUGCCGCUGAACGGAAGUUGGUUGAGCUAGCAGAACGGUUGGCGCUCUUGCGUGCUGAGUAUGACGCUAAGAUCGCCGAAAAGCAGCUUCUCGAAGAGGCUGCCCAUCAGAUGGCACUCAAACUGAAGCGAGCAAGGAAGUUGGUGGAUAACCUGGCAGGAGAACGUAUUCGCUGGCUUGCGACCAAAGAGGACCUUGAGGGUAGUUAUGGAAGGAUGAUUGGAGACACGCUAUUGGCGGCAGGUUUUCUAACCUAUCUUGGUCCGGUGGACAUUGAGACGCGUUCUGGGUUUCUCGCCCAGUGGCUGAUCGAUUUGGAAACGCUGGACAUGCCUUUCUCGCAGCACUUCUCGUUAACAUCCUUUUUCUACGAGCCGGGCGUUUUUAUCCGAUGGCACGAAAACGGCCUCCCACCGGACGAUUUUUCCGCGGAAAACGCAACGAUCCUGAUGAACAGCGCACGUGUAGCGUUGAUCGUCGAUCCUCAGCAAGAAGCCCAGCGAUGGUUGCUAGCGGAGCUGGGAACAAACACGCAGCUGUUAGACUUUGAUGAUGAAAUUAUCGAGUCUACAGUGGUGGACACUUUUGAGCAACAUUUGCCUCUGAUGGUGGCCAACAUCAAUCGCGGCAACGUGGGUCAGCUCGAUGAUCUGUUUGCAUUGAGGGAUAUGAUGACGGACACCUGCAGUAGAUGUCAAGAGAAACAUCAAACAGCUCGUCCUUGCAGGGAGCGAAAGCAUACGAUGCAUUUGAUCAGUCGAGAACAAAUCCCGAUUCCAGGCCCUAUGCUGAAGCGGGUUAAUCAGUUGAGCUUCGUGCUAGGCGCCGAGGGAUUGGAAAUGAAAAUGUUAGGGUUGCUGGUGCAGUAUGAAAACCCAUCACUCGAGGAACGAAAGGAACUGCUGCAGCAAACCAUACUGCGCAAUAAAGCAAUACUUGUGGAACUGGAGGAGCGAAUCCUGCGAAUUUUGAACGAGAGUCAGGUGCCGCUGCUGGAAGACGAAGAGCUGUACAGUGUGCUGGAAAGCUCUCGAGCAACGUUUGAAACCGUAUCCGGUGGGUUGCAGCAGGCGGAACAAACUCGCCAGGACAUUCAAGCUUCCCGUGAAGUUUAUCGAUCAUGCGCAACUCGAGCCGCUCUUCUGUUUCUGGUGCUGAGCGAUCUGCAGUUGUUCAAUCCCUUGUACCGCUACUCACUCGACUGGUAUAAGGCGCUGUUCAUGAUGUCCUUGGAACGAAGUGGCCGCGUACAGCAGGUGGCGGAAAGAAGGCGCCGAAUCGACGAUUACCACACCUUCAGCGUGUUUCGCAACGUAUCUCGGGGCCUGUUCGAAAACGAUCGAAAGCUGUUUGGCUUCUACCUUUGCGUGCGGUUGCUGUUCGCUGAUGAGGCUCUGAGUCCACGUGAAUUCCGCUUCCUGGUGUACGGCGCAGGUAAGAUCGACCGUCAGGAGCAGAUGGAGAAUCCCUGCCGUGGUUGGUUAACAGAGCUCCAAUGGGAUCAGGUGACUGAUCUCGAUCGUCUACCGGGUUUUCAUGGGAUCGUGGAAUCAUUUGCCGAGCUACCGAGUGAGUGGCACCAAUGGUAUCUCGCUGCCGUACCAGAAAAGACACCACUGCCGGGAAACUGGGAGAUGAACCUGAAAAAGUUCCAGAAACACCUCGUUGUCCGGUGUUUGCGUAUGGACCGUCUCGAGAGUUGCAUGACAGAUUUCACGAAGGACACUCUGGGGACCAAGUUUGUUACCCUUCCCGUUGGCACGCUGGAGGAUGCCUUCCACGAAUCGGUCCCACAAACACCUAUCCUUCUGCUACUUCGAGGGACUUCAAACCCACUCGCUGGAGUUGAGCGCUUGGCUCGGAAAGUCCACGACCCUAAAAAGGACGGCAAGAAGCACAGAUUCGAGAGCAUAAACAUGACCGAGGGUCGAAUGGAAUCAUUUGUCCAGUUGCUGCAGCGUUGCAUCCUAGAAGAGUUGUGGCUGUUCGUUGGCAACUGCCAUCUUUCCCAGGCGUUCCUCAAGCAGCUGCCACAGGUGCUGGUCUUUAUGAACUGUGUCAACUCCAACUCAAAGUUUCGGCUCUGGCUUAGCUCGCAACCGCACGAGGCGUUACCCGUUUCUGUGUUGCAGAGCUGCAUCAAGAUAGCGUACGAGGAGCCAAAGGGUAUACGACAUCACAUGGCGAAUCUGUACGAAGAAAUUGGUGAGACACAGUUCAAAAAAUCAACAGCGGCCAUGAAACAAGGCGCCAGCGGCAAAACGAGUACCGAGACACACUACAAGAGGCUUCUUUUUGUGAUAGCAUACAUGCACGGGCUGCUUUUGGAGCGCAACAACUUCCAACAACUCGGUUGGAUCGAACCAUGUCAUUUUGUCAACAAUGAUUUCGGCCUGGCAGAAAGACUGCUAACAUACGGACUGGGGAAGUUGCUAGUGAAGAAAGUUCACGACACGAGAGAGCAGCUAAGUAAGGGCGUUGCAGGAAACAUGAAGACCCCUAGCAGGGACGUUAGCCUCGAGGACGAUUUUCAGGGCCUGGGCCUAGCGGAGGAUGAGCAACAGUACGACGUGACGCCUUGGCAGUACAUCAAAGGGGCCGUACUUGAGAUGUGCUAUGGAGCACAAAUCGGCUCCAGCUGGGACCGGCGUAUCUACGAGACGUACAUCGAGCAGCUGUUCCAGCCACAGUUGGUGGCCACUAUGCUAUCGGGAGCAUCAUUCAGCCGCGACCGGUUUUGGUUGCCAAGGGACGGCUCGUACCAGACAUACGUGGAGUUCAUCACCCAACUGCCAGCCCAUGACGGCGUCGACGCGUUUGGCCAGCACGAAAACGCAAACAUUAAAUAUUUGACAUCACGCUCUAGCUACAUGCUGCAGAUGCUCAUCGGUGUGGCGAAGGAUCCGUCAGCGCAAGGACCGCCCCAGCAUCGACCAAUCGGGCAGGACUACGAGCGCACGAAGCAAACAAUCUCGGACCUCUUAUCCGCGCUUCCUGUUUGUCUGGACUACGAGAACGCGGUGCGGAUUGUGGGAGACGGCGCAAACAGGACGCCAGUUUCUGAGGUCUUGCUAGCGGAGAUUCACACCUACAACACCAUGCUCGACCGGGUGCAGUCUGACUGCCACUGUCUGCUCCGAGCGCUAAGAGGCGCGACCAACGAACUGCUGGACGAGGACUCUGGCAAAUGGAGCACGCUUUUUCGAGCGCUACAGACAAACAGGGUGCCCGAGAGCUGGCCAACCAGCGCCGGUGUAAGGACGUGGCGUGGGCAACGCAUUCUGUUGCCACUGUCCGACUGGGUCCUGGAGUUCCGGGAGCGCGUUCAAUACUUCCGGCGUUGGACGGAAACGGGCCAACUUCCGUUCGAGAUUGUGCUGGGACGAUUCACCGAUCCUCAACGCUUCCUGAGCGGUGUCCUUCAGCAUCAUGCACACGUGCACCGAUUGGCGUUCGAAGAGUUACGGUGGGAAUUCACGAUUUACGCCACGGACAAACCGCUGGAGCGCAUUCCGAUCCAUGAAGGAUUUAUCGCACGAGGGCUUACGCUGGAAAACGGUAGCUGGGACUGGGAAAAGCAAACGCUCGCUGUCCCGGCCAUUUUGGAGUUGACCUGUCCGAUGCCUCCGGUGGCUUUCCGACCGGUCAGAGGUGCCAAAGCUGCAACAGGAGAACCCGGUUCACGUUCGACGUACCAAUGUCCGGUUUUCUACAGCCCCCAACGUAGCAAGGACUCGUACAUUCUGACGCUUCCGUUGGCAGUGGACGAAGAACAGGAUGGGCGCGGUUGGACUCAGUACAACACGGCAUUGGUGCUGAACGGCUAG